This is a messenger RNA of Elgaria multicarinata webbii, 1372 nucleotides long. RefSeq names its product peroxisomal biogenesis factor 16 (gene PEX16). NCBI's taxonomy places the organism in Eukaryota, Metazoa, Chordata, Lepidosauria, Squamata, Anguidae. Gene Ontology annotation, biological process: peroxisome organization. Gene Ontology annotation, cellular component: peroxisomal membrane. Bases 31 to 1065 code for a protein of 344 amino acids. The transcript has 11 exons. The record is from RefSeq and is a predicted model, not a curated record.
GGAGCGGGGCGUCUCUCUUUCUGGGCAGCCAUGGCUGGAUCCGCGCAGGGGCCGCUAGGGAGGCUGCGGCACCUGUGCGCCCGCUAUCAGGAUUACGUGAAGCGGCAUCCGGCGGCCACUGCCCAGCUAGAGAGCACCGUGCGCGGGCUCUCCUACCUGUUGCCAGGCCGGUUUUCUGACUCUCAUGAACUCUCUGAGCUCGUGUAUUCUGCCUCCAAUUUGCUGGUGCUGCUGAACGACUGGAUCCUUCGGAAAGAGCUGCAGCAGUCGCUUCCUGUGCCCGUCCCCCAGCAGAAACUACUAACAUGGCUGAGCGUCCUCGAAUGCAUGGAGGUCUUCGCCGAGAUGGGGGCUGCCAAGGUGUGGGGUGAGACUGGCCGGUGGGCCGUCAUCGUCCUCAUCCAGCUAGCCAAAGCCAUCUUGCGCCUCUUGCUGUUGCUCUGGUACAAAGCUGGCAUCCAGACCUCUCCUGCCAUUGUGCCGCUAGACAGGAGACAGUCAUUGCAACAGCAAGACGUGGAAGGCAACUCGAUAGGGAAGGAGCAGAUAUACGUGGGGAAGCGCUCCAGCCGCGUCGUGAGGUCCCUCGAUAGCACCCCGUCCCUGCACUCCAGGCACUGGGGAGCACCUCAGCGACGGGAGGAGAACCAGAACCGAAGAGCAAUGGAGCUAGACCAGCUCCCAACCCCUUUAGGCCUCCAGGAAACCAUCACAGAGUCCAUCUACGUUAUCCGCCCCUUGCUCCACUUGAUGAGUUUAGGGUUCUGGGGACAGAGAUCUUGGAAACCCUGGCUCCUCUCAGCAACGUUGGAUAUCACAAGCUUGAGCUUACUGAGCGACAUGAAAGACCUCAACAAGCGUGAGCGUGCUGAGCUGAGACGCCGGACUGUCCUGCUACUGUAUUACCUGCUGAGGUCUCCCUUCUACGACAGAUUCUCUGAGGGCAGGAUCCUCUUUCUGCUGCGCCUGCUGGCAGAUUACGUCCCUGGAGUUGGCUUAGUCACCCGGCCAUUGAUGGAUUACUUGCCAGCCUGGCAGAAAAUCUAUUUCUACAACUGGGGUUGACGUGGCUUAACUUGAGCUAUCACAGCCAGGGAUGGACCGGCCUAAAAGCAGAUUCUUGGGAUGACAGGCUGGCUUUAUACCAGAGGGAGGCCGCCGUGAGACUUUUAAAAACAACAACAGCACAUGUGUUUCUACGGGUUAUGCUAAUGAUUUCCAAGAGAAGAGUAACGGCUCUUCGACCAUCUUUUUUUUUUCUUCCUUAAGUAUCUUCUUGUGAACUCUGAACACUACAAAGACUGGGAUUUAAAAGUACUUUGCUCUUCCCUUUUGCCUUCCGAUAUAACUGGUUUCAAAGAUUGCUGGGGUG